Messenger RNA from Puntigrus tetrazona (Sumatra barb), 1609 nucleotides. It is a transcript of the gene ccr10, whose product is annotated as chemokine (C-C motif) receptor 10. The transcript has 2 exons. The record is from RefSeq and is a predicted model, not a curated record. Gene Ontology annotation, cellular component: membrane. Bases 152 to 1399 code for a protein of 415 amino acids. Gene Ontology annotation, molecular function: G protein-coupled receptor activity. Gene Ontology annotation, biological process: G protein-coupled receptor signaling pathway; immune response. NCBI's taxonomy places the organism in Eukaryota, Metazoa, Chordata, Actinopteri, Cypriniformes, Cyprinidae.
AGUCAGCCAAACAAAGAAGUGAAAGCCCAAAUAGGGUGCCAGGCAGAGUUUUUCUCAGAGUGACACUGGCCCCCAAACAGCAGAGCAGUUCAGAGAAACCACUGAGGUCUGAAUUACAGACAAGAGAUCCUGAAGACCUGCACUGAGAGGUAUGGCGCGCUUUCGUUCGACCACGGAAGACCUGGCGUCCCUUUUAGGCUUCACGAACGACUACGAAUUCAAUCUGACCUAUAUGGAUUCGGUGACCGACGCCAACGUGACCGACGUCGAGGAGCUGUGCGUGGCCAGCAAAGAGCAGGAGCUGACCAUCACCGCCGUCCAGACCGCCGUCUUCCUCGUCGUCUUCUUUUUAGGCGUGAUUGGGAACGGGCUGGUCAUCGCCACCUUCGCGCUGUAUCGCCGCCUGCGUCUGCGCUGCAUGACCGACGUCUUCCUGUUCUACCUGGCUCUGUCCGACAUGCUGCUUCUGCUGACUCUUCCGUUGCAGGUGACGGAGACCCUGCUCGGCGGCUGGAAGUUCGGAGAGGGCCUGUGCCGGCUAAACCGCGGCAUGUACGCCAUCAACACCUACGGCGGCCUGCUGCUGUUGGCUUGCAUCAGCGUCGACCGCUAUCUGGUGGUGGUUUGCACCAAAGCCGUGCGGAAGAUGAGUUCCGAGACGCUGCUUUACAGCCUGCUGUCCGCGGUUGGCGUCGCCGCGUUUUCCGUCUUCCUGAGCCUGCCGGAGCUGCUCUUCAGCUCCGUGGAGCCCGACAUGGGCUCGGAAGUCCUCCUGUGCGAUAUGAAAGUUUGGGGCGAUGAAGUGGGCAAAUGGAAGCUGUGGGCCCAGAUAGCGAAGAUCGCGGGGUUCUGCAUCCCUUGCGUGGCGAUGGUGGCGUGUUACGGCGCCAUCGGACGCGUCUUGAUCCGCGCCGGGGGCAAAUGUUGGCGCAGGCAGAGGACUUUGCGUCUGAUGGCUCUCCUGGUGGUCCUUUUCCUCCUGUUCCAGCUUCCUUACACCAUGGUGCUCCUGAUUAAAAUAUUCACACCCACUCCGAAACACUGCGAAGAGUGGACCAGGUUUCACCUUCAAGAAAACAUAACGCGCAACCUGGCCUACGUGAGGUGCUGCCUGAACCCCCUGCUCUACGCUCUCGUCGGGAUCAGGUUCAGAAACGACAUUAUCAGGCUGCUGAGGGACACGGGGUGCGCGUGCAUGUGCGUGUCCCAUAUAACUCCUCAGCACGACAACGGAAGCUCCGUGACGCCUUCGUCUCCGGCUCCCACUGUACUUUCAUCCUUCCCGUCUUCUUACCUGUCCGCCAAGAAAACACCCGCUGCAGACACGGCUGAAACGUUCAUUUUUCCGACACCCUUAUCUGACAAAAUGACUUCGGUUAUAACCUGGUGUCAUCAGUAAACGCCCAUUAGAUGCUCUGGAAUAAAUAACUGUGUCAUUUUAAAGGUGAUUUGUCAUGAGAUUAAUUAGAACAGGAUUUAUUGUGACUUUUUAUCACGCAGUUCUGCUUUUUUUUUCUCUCAGAACUGCGAGAUAAAAAAGUCGCAAAACAUUUUUAUUUUUUUAUUCCGAGGCGGAAAUGGACUUCCAUAUGACAAUCAAAAUGUUAUG